This is a messenger RNA of Rhodofomes roseus, 1350 nucleotides long. RefSeq lists its product as uncharacterized. The record is from RefSeq and is a predicted model, not a curated record. Bases 1 to 1350 code for a protein of 449 amino acids. The transcript has a single exon. NCBI's taxonomy places the organism in Eukaryota, Fungi, Basidiomycota, Agaricomycetes, Polyporales, Fomitopsidaceae.
AUGCCCAACCUCAACGAUCUCUCCAUCUCUCUAGUGAUAACUACGCUUCUGCAUAUGGGUCUACCAGACUCCUUUGGGCGCGGCUGUGUCCACUUUCUGAGUCUCUUCGUGGAUGACACACCUCCUCCGGUUCUGUACUUGGCUUACGGGCUCUCGCUCUACUUGUCUGUCUUCCUUGCUUGCCACCUUGGUCGCGUCAAGCUGCUUGGCUAUCCUGACGCUCGACGGAACGCUCGUCGCCGUCGUCCUCACAGAAAAGCUCAGGCUCUCGCCAGACAUCCUAGGCACGCUCCCGGAGCCACUACGGAGGAACGACGCCCAGCUCCCCAGCCUGCCUUCAAUGCUCGAGACAUGAAGCUGCGCAUCAAGACCUGCGCGAGCAGAGGAGAGCAGGCCCGCCGUCUACGCGCUGCCCGCGAGGGUCAGACGAUGCUGCGUUGCCCCGACUAUCGCUACUGGUCGGCCUUCGAUCCUUGUGCUCACAUUCGCCCGGUGUUCACCAUCCCAGAGCAUUUCAAGCCUGCUCCUGAGGAAGUCUCUGCCAAGCCACAUCUCGACGAAGUAUCUACGCAGCCUGUCCCUGAGGCUGGCUCUCCUUCGCCCGAACCAGAGAAAGUCUCUCCUCAGCCUCGUACUAUACCUGUUCCUCGUCACAAGUUCCGCAUUGCUUCUGCUCCCGGCCCGCACCUCCCCAGCCUUAACUCCCCAGUGUAUGCCUUCACCGCCGAGUUCAGACGGGCGCGUCAAUGGGAGGCUGCCAAGGAAAAGCGACGUGCCGAACUUGCGCGGAAGGCUAACAACGAGAACGCAAUUGCCCAGCCGCCUGUCAAGGAAGUUCAGACCUUCAAGGACGUUCAGACCGUCAAGGAAGUCCAGGUCGUCAAGCCGGUUCAAGCUGUUAAGGAAGUCGAGCCUGCACCGAAGCCUCAGGAGGAAACGAACUCUCUUUCUGUCUUGCCCGAGUCGGAGUCAGAGGCUCUCACUGUCGUCCCCGAACCGGAGUCCAUCUCUAUCCUCCCUGAGCCCGUCAAACAAGCUUCUGUGUCCCCGAAGUUCAAAGCGCGGAUCGAGAAGAUCAAGCUGCUCAAGAAGCGUGCGCACGCCGUUCGCGAGCGCCAGACCAAGACACUGUCCCUUCUCGACCCCAAUGUUCGUCGCACCAAGAAGGACGAGGGCUCCCCCGAGCGCAAACGCCGCAGCGCUCUCGGCGCUCGGUUCUUCCUAGACAAAGUGGUUCUCCCCGUGUACGAGCCCAUGGACGUUGACAUGCACGACGCGGAGGACUCUAUGGACGUCGACGUGCCUGACCCGGUCGACGAGCUCUGCGUGCGCUUUGCCAAGCUCUUCUGA